AUCCAUACGAGAAGCACUUGGGCAUCGCCACAAGACCGUGUGCACAAAUUAACUUGCGACAGUUCUCCAUAGACGCAUUUUCACCAUUGUUUUCAAAAUAAUCUAGUUAAUUCUUCCCUUAUCUUCAACUUCAAUUGGUUUUACUUAACUUGUCAUGUUAUCAUGUCGUAAGUUUAUACGCAGUAUUCUCACUAACUAGAUCAAUUGCGUCCUUUACAUGUUUGAAUUUGUGGGUUCAAUAUCAAUGCUAGUACAAUGCUACUGAUACCCGUUUUUAUUUUGCCGUUUUGGCUUUCAUCUUUUCUGGAAAUGCGUUUACCUCAACGCAAAAUUCUUACAACACCGGAUUGUUUUCAUCGAUACCAACUAAAGUUUAGAAUUUAUUUUUGAUUUUACUUUAGAUCGUUAAAAUUAUGUCUACUGUAGACUUGGUGAAGCAGCCAUUGGAGACAAAAGGGGAACCAAAGUCAUCAAAAUGGUUGGAUGCCUACCAUGAUCCAGUUGCUUCCUUAUACACAUUUACACAGUGUAUUACACUCUCGGACAUACAAGCUGAUGGUGAUUGGAAAUUGAUCAUUGCUGAUCUUGGAACAGGCUCAUUUAAUAUGAAGCUUAAAGUUUACAAAGGGACAGACUUACUGAGUGAGAACACCAUCAUUGACCUUCCAACUGGUGUGGUAACCUUCUAUAUGGAUACACAUGAGCCCAGAACACCAGCUAUUGCAGUAGCUUCUGGACCAUUCAUUUACAUCUACAAGAACUUAAAGCCAUAUUUCAAGUUCACCCUUCCACCUUUGGAGGUGAACUCUGUUGAGCAAGAUCUGUGGAACCAGGUGAUAGAGGGCAGAAUGAAUGUGUUUGUGUUGAGAGAAAUGCUUGAAGGAAUGAGGUCCGACGGAUCCACCCUGACUGUGCGAUCGCUGCGCUACCUUCAACUUACAGAUCCUGGGGAUAUGUCGCAGUUUUUUGAGGUGUACAAGAACACUCCCCUCAAACGGCAGACAGUUAUAACAUGUUUAAACACCCUGAAGAAGUCCAUGGCAGACGAGGAUGCCAUCAGCUGCUUGGUUUUAGGGACGGAGGAUAAGUCCAUCUAUGUGCUUGACCCCGAGGCUUUUACAGUGCUAGCCACGAUGAGUUUACCGAGUGUGCCAGUAUUCCUGAGCGUGACGGGAAUGUUCGAUGUGGAGUACAGGAUUGUGGUCGCUUGCAGAAAUGGAACCAUAUAUACGCUGAGAAGGGGUCAAGAAGAUGUGACGAAGAAUGCGGUGGAGUUAAGUUCUCAGAUUGUAGGAAUGGAGAGACUGAACAAGACCAUCUAUGUGGCCUGUAUGGAUCAGACACUCAAGUGCUUCUCAUCAAAGGGUAAGAAGAUGUGGACAGUGAAGCUUCCGAAGGCGAUCACAACCAUCGAGGUAGUUGACUACAAACCUAAGGGCUUUAAGGCCGUCCUCGUAGCCCUCGCUAGUGGAGAGGUCCAUGUCUUUAAGGAAAAGUAUCUGGUUGACAUAAUCAAGGUGGAUGAUGUUGUCACAGCGAUGAGGUUUGGGCGAUUUGGGCGCGAGGAUGGGGCACUCAUCAUGGUCACCCAGAGCGGAGGUUUGAUGAUAAAGAUAUUGAAGCGUACAGCAGUAUUUGAGGAGAAAGAUCUCUCCGGCGGUCCUCCAGCAGCGCAGAAUAUAAAACUGAACGUCCCCAAGAAAACCAAGCUUUUUGUUGACCAGACACUCAGGGAGAGAGAAAAUGCAGUUACCAUGCACAGAACAUUCCAGCGAGACCUGUACCUUCUGAGACUGAACACCGCGAGAGCUUACGCCAAGGCCCUUAACCAGAGCAUGAACCCAAUCUCAACAAACCCAAAUGAACCAUUAAAACUCUCUGCUCAGGUGCAGGGAAUUGGCCCCACGUUCAAGUUGAGUGUUAACCUCCAGAACACGUCCCUCAACCAGGCAUCAACAAAUCUUCAUAUCACAUUUGACUUUGACGAGAAACUCUAUAACUUCAGAAAAACAUACAUCUCGGUUCCAAUGCUCGUUCCUGGCUUGAAUUAUGCGUUUGAGACGUAUAUUGAAUGUUUGAAUGACAAGGGGAUCUCAGAUACUGUAAAGGUUUAUGUCCUAAAAGACAACACCAGCGUUCCAAUUAUAACUGGCGUAAUUAGCAUGCCUGUCAGUGAAACAUUGGUGGUCGUGUAGGUCGGCUUACAUUUUAUGGAGUACUUUGUGAGAACGAAUAACAUGAGCAUGUUAUCCAAUGUGAACUGACACCAGUUGUUGUCCCAAAAUAGUAUAUACUUUUUGAAUAAUCGUCUAUAUUCAACUGAUCUGUCAGUGUCGCCUUUUGCUGUGUAGGAUGCAAACAUUUGAUUUGGGAUAUAAUUAACUGAUUGAAAUUACAAUGUGAGAAUGUGGUCCAAUGUGAGGGCUGAUCACAAAUGUGUUAACAGUACUUGUAAUUGUUAAAAGAAAUUACUUCAGUUUAUUUUUAUUUAUUUUAGCUUGACUGUGAUGAAAGCUAAUAGCUUUUAAAAUCGGCCUUGAGUCUGUUUCCUGGCUUGAACCAGUACUGUGUCCUUUUUGAGGGGCCAUGAGAAAAGACCCCUGGUAAAUAUCAAACCCACAAUCUCUUGGGUGAUAGGUGAACACCUAUACCACUAGACCACUCACUCUCAUCCCUUCACUUUGCAAUGAGACUGACUGAUAAAGCUUUCCAAAGUUAAAAUAUAAUUUAAUUUGGUGACCAUCUGCUAAAAACACAAGUCACUAAAUUGAAUGCAGAGAGAUACACCAGCCCACACAGACUUCAAGUAAAUGACAAACACACAAUUAUACAUCCAAGAAAAAUCAACUCGCCUAGUUAGGCAUCCAAAAUGUAUCGCACCCCUGUAUUUAUCACUCUUCAUUCAUCUUGAUUUUUUUUCUGGAAUGACCUUUGUAAGAGAGAGCUAUUUAUAUAUUAGUAAGUAUUCUGUUUUGCCAUUUUACAGGUCUGGCUGUCUCUUUGAUUUGUAGACAUUUUAAAUGAAUUAUGUUAAGAGUGACAUGCGAGAUAUACAAUUGAGUCACAUAGGGACUGUAAUGAGAAGAUGUAUUUUUUUAUUGACAUCAAGUAAUUUAACUGAUGUUGACGCACUGUGGGCCUUGACACUAGAUAUUAAAUUUAUCAUGGUUUUGCAAAUGUCUAGAAACUUCUUAAUUUUAUGAGUACAGCCAGGAGAUUUUCAGGAAUUAAUUAUCUGUGAUUAGUUGUGUUUAAACUAAUCUUGUUUGUGUAUAACUUCUGUUAGCUGCCGUCUGUGAAAAAGCAACAGUUUUACUCCUCCAAUUUGCGACAUCCCUCGUAACAGUUGACAUUAUUACAGUGUUUGUUGUUUAUCAUUUGCUAAUGCAUUUUUUUCAUGGUAAAAUUAUUAUAAGAUUUGUUGGAUAAUGUUUAUGCUAAGAGUGUUAUAGGGACAUUUAUCCUUUUGAUUUUAAAGUGACACUCUUAUUCAAAAUCAAUACAAACACAUGUAUAACAAACAUAAAUUAGGCCUGAAAAAAACAAACAUUUGGUUCGGGUUAGGCGCCGACCCUAACGUUUUUAUAGUCAGUUUGAAAAAAAAAAUGAAAAACUAAAAAAUAAAUAAAAAUAAAAUAAAAAAUAAAAUCUUUUUCUUUUGCUUUUCAAUAUGUAGUUUAAAACCUUAAUUGCUUAUAUAGAAGAUAACUUUAACACCAUUCUCCAAUAAAAAAAGCCUACCUACCCUACCUAUUUUUGAAAAGGAUGUAACCCUAACCAAACAAUUUUUUUUAGGCCUUAUGAGUGAUAAAUCUUUGGUACCUACUAAAUAAUGCAUUAAUGGAAAAUAUUAAUUAAUGAUAACAGGAUUGUAACCAUGUUUUUAAUAGCUGAAAAUGCAAAUAUAUUAAAUGAUUGGUGAGUGCUAAAAGAUUUACUAUGAUCUACCCUUGUCUCGUAAGAUAGAAAUACUGUGUUUUCAGCACCUUUCUUUCAAAUUAAACUCAGUAUCCUUCAUAAGAACCAUUGUUUUAGACAUUUAUUCAUCAUUUAGUAUAUUAAAACCAUUGUAUUAAUUGUGGUAAAUCUUACUUGAAGUAAGAGUGCAUCUUUUAAAUAUGUAAAACAUGUUAUUGAUGCACGUUUUCUAAGCUGAAACCCACUUACUAUUAAAAAAGUUUUUGAACAUAAUUAUUUAUUUGCAUUAAGGACAUAUUUGAGCAUCAGUAUUUAUUUAGUAUUUUAAUGUACUUUUUCGGACCAAAAAUAAUUGUUUGUUGGAGGUAAACAACAAUGUUGUUAACUUGAACAAUCGGUCAAUUGACUUAAUAAUUCUUGACCUUAAGACCUGAUUAUUUUUGUCAUAUGUUUGUUGACAAGAAGACCCUUUCAGCCAUGUGGGGCAAAAAAAAUAAUUUUCUGCCUAAACUUCAUAUAUAUUCUGUAAGGGCUAGAAAAAAAUGCUUCUGCCCUCCGUGCUUUCAGCUAUACAAAUUUCCAUUAUAGUAAUGUGCUACUUCAUAUGUUUUGUUUUUUGUUGUCUGUGAUCCGUCCAUUAUUCUUCAUUAAUUCUAUGUAUAAAAAUGAAAUUAAUAAUACAAUAGAAUUUGCUUAGCCUUGUUUGCUUGCAUCUUUUAACUGUGUAUGGUCUUUUUUUUAAAAACAAUAUAUUGUCAUGGAAACUACAGAAACAAGCCUAACUGCUAAAACCCUUGUACUGUCUUCUUGUUAAAUUGCGUAAGGAUGAAGGGCAGUUUCAAGUUGUCAGUUCAAUAUUAUUAUAAAGUCAACGUGACUGCUUGUAUUAAAGCUGCACUCUCACAGAUAAGAUAGUUUUUAGCCGGAUUUUUCAUUGAAAAAUCACGGGUUAUAGAAUGGCGAAAACCGGGCGUUGCGGGCGGGCGGGCGUUAACAAUUCUGCGUUUAAGUUUUCAUUUUAUGUAAUAAAAUCAAGAGUUUUUAUCCCAUGGUUAUCAAACUUGGUCAAACUAUUUGUCGGCAUGUUAUCUUGAAUAUAUAUGAAUAUGGGUCAUCUCGGGUCAAACACUAGGUCACUAGGUUAAAUCUUUAGAAGAAAUAUUUCACGGUAAUCAAUUCAAUAAUUUUAAUCAAAUCGUGAUGAAAUCUGGUCAGAAUAUUUGUCUGCAUAAUAUCUUGCUUAUUUUUUUUAUCCCGGGUCAAAUUCUAGGUCACUAGGUCAAAUAUUAGGAAAAUCUUUCCACGGCAUAAAUUCAUUUUUUUGUCAAAUCUUAAUGAAACUUGGUCAGAAUAUUUGUCUGCAUAAUAUCUUGAAAGUUCUUUAAUAUGGGUCAUCCCCGGUCAAAAUCUAGGUCACAAGGUCAAAUCUUAGGAGAAAGAAUUCCACGGUCAUAAAAAUUCAUUAAUUUUUGUCAAAUCUUUAUGAAACUUGGUCAGAAUAUUUGUCUACAUGUUGUCUUAAACAUUUGUGAAUAUGGGUCACCUCAGAUCAAAAACUAGAUCAACUAUUUUCCCGAUGUCAUAAUUUUUUUCUAUGUUUACCAAACCUAUCAAUUUCAGUCAACAACUAAAUUCAAUAUCUACCCAUUUUUUUCAAAAAUUUAAAUUUUAAUUAACUUUAAAAAUAUUUGUGUACAUGAAAUCUUAGAUGAUAAAGUGUGUCAUCUAGGGUCAAAAACUAGGUCUCUGUGACGGAUCUUAUUGGAAAAGCUGAUGUAUUUAUAAAAUGUUCAUUUUACUCACACAAAUUGAAUAGUUUCUGUUGAUCAGGUUAUUUGUAUGAACGAUAUCUCCGAUAAGUAUAAAUAUGGGUCUUUUUGGUUAUAAAUACUAGGUCACUAGCUCAAAUCCUAGGUUUGCAAAAUUGCAUCGUCGAAUAAAAAAUCCUGCUUUAAUGCGGCGUUGCCGCAUUGGCGUCUUGUUACUUUUAAUUAUCGGCUCAUAAUCAGCUCAUUGGGCACCAAUGCCUUCAAUUCAGAUAACUCGUAAUAGAUCUCAAUUGUUUGGAAAACUGCCGAAUAAACAUACUUUCUUAAGUCUUAGUCAUUCUUUUAGCCAUAA
Molecule: messenger RNA, 6039 nt
Organism: Mya arenaria
Lineage: Eukaryota; Metazoa; Mollusca; Bivalvia; Myida; Myidae
Product: Bardet-Biedl syndrome 1 protein homolog
Exons: 15
Coding region: 414-2195 (593 amino acids)
Biological process (GO): protein localization to cilium; non-motile cilium assembly
Cellular component (GO): centrosome; axoneme; BBSome
Molecular function (GO): patched binding; smoothened binding
Source: RefSeq, a predicted model, not a curated record